Molecule: messenger RNA, 1971 nt
Organism: Salvia hispanica
Lineage: Eukaryota; Viridiplantae; Streptophyta; Magnoliopsida; Lamiales; Lamiaceae
Source: RefSeq, a predicted model, not a curated record
ACAACCUCAUUUAUAUAGAUAUUAGCCGAAAUCAAUUUUCAGGUCCGAUUCCUGAGUGUUUGGAAACCUGUCUUCUUUAAGACAUAUUAUUCUCAGCUCUAACAUGUUGAAUUCAAGCAUACCUGCAAGCUUAUCUGGCCUAAAAGAUUUGUUGAAUCUUGACUUGUCCUCAAAUUCAUUGACUGGUUUUCUACCUCAAGAGAUAAGUAACUUCGGAGUCGCAAUCUCUAUAGAUCUAUCGAUGAAUCAGUUCAGGGUCUAUUCCCAGCACUAUUGGAAAAUUGCAGAGUUUGGCGAAUCUAUCUUUGGCAAAUAACAGACUGGAAGGUCCUAUUCCAGUUUCAAUGGGAAGCAUGCUCAGUUUGGUGACUCUUGACUUGUCCCACAACAAUCUAUCUGGUUCGAUUCCGAAGUCAUUUGAAGCACUUCAAUACCUCAACUACUUCAAUGUCUCUUUCAAUGUUUUGAGUGGAGAAAUUCCUAGUGGUGGUUCUUUCAAAAACUUCACUAUGGAUUCUUUUAUAGGCAAUGUGGCAUUGUGUGGGAUUCCGAGGUUCCAUGUCUCGACUUGCCUUGUUGUUUCUAAUCACAGAUCAAGGUGGAACAAGGUGAAACGAGUUUCAUUUGUUGCUCUUGGAGUUGUGGCUUUCAUUUCAAUUGCUUUUCUGGCUUUUAUCAUUGUCAGAUGCAAAAGGAAGGAUAGUACAUGUAGAGAAGUUAAUGAGUUGACAUCUAUUGUGCCUGAAAGAAUAUCUUAUUAUGAACUUGUGCAAGCAACUGAGCAAUUCAAUGAGAGAAAUCUGUUUGGAACUGGGAGUUCUUGCUCUGUUUACAAAGGAAUUCUUAACAAUGGGAAGAUUGUGGCUGCUAAGGUUUUUAAUCUUCAAGUAGAAGGUAUUUCAAGGAGGUUUGAAGUCGAAUGUGAGAUACUUCGUAGCAUUCGACACAGGUGCCUUACCAGCGUCAUAAGUUGUUGUUCAAAUGAACAGUUCAAGGCAUUAGUACUUGAAUAUAUGCCCAAGGGGAACCUUGAUAAAUGGUUAUAUUCCCAUGACUAUUGCUUGAAUCUAAUAGAGAGAAUCGAUAUAAUGAUUGAUGUUGCAUCUGCUUUGGAGUAUCUUCACUAUGGUUAUUCGACACCUAUUGUUCACAGCGAUUUGAAGCCAAGUAAUAUAUUAUUAGAUGAAAACAUGGUUGCUCACGUAAGCGAUUUUGGGAUAGCAAAGUUGCUAGGAAAUGGAGAUAGUGUGGUGUUAACCAACACCCUAGCAACAUUAGGUUACAUUGCUCCAGAGUACGGUUUGGAAGGGCUGGUUUCGACAAGGUGUGAUGUGUAUAGCUACGGUGUGAUGUUGAUGGAAACUUUUACCCGAAAAAGGCCAAGUGAUGAUAUGUUUGGAGAAGAUUUGAGCUUAAAGAGAUGGGUAGAAGUCUCAAUUGGAGAGACUCCGGAUGAAGUGAUAGAUGUUAAGUUAGUGAUGAACUUUAAGGAAGUACAUAUUGACAAGAUUGUGCAAUGGAAGUACAUAUUGACAAGAUUGUGCGAUGUGUAUCAUCCAUACUUGAAUUGGCUUUGAAAUGCUCUGCUGAUUCUGCAGGGGAUGGAAUCAGCAUGAAAGAGGCACAUCCGGAGCUGCAGAAAAUCAAACGUAGAUUUUUGCAGUGCGACCAACCAAAGUAAGAUUGAUUCGAUGAAGCAAAUUCAGGGAAGCUACGACAAUUCCUAGAUGAUGACAUUACACAUUUGAUUUGAGCCUUGCCUUGUUGCUAGCUAUGUUUUAUACAUGAACUUGUGUUUUUUUUUAAUGAAUGGUAAUUGUGUGUUUUUAUGUUGGAUUAUAGAGAAUUUUGAGCUCAUAGUGUGAGUUUUGUAAAAUUGUCUGGAUGGCUUAUUAAGGAAUUUGAGAUCCAUGUAUAGAUCAUGCUUUCUUGAGAUGUUAUGUAAAGCUAAUAGUUAGCAUUUCACCUGAA